CUCCAGGCUCUGCUCCGCGCACGCCGGACGCCGAACCGCCCGCCGGCUGGGGAUACUGAUCAGCAAUCCAGAGGCUGCGCUCCGCAAACUACAGCAAGCGCUCUGCGCCGCUCGGCAGACGCCGCUCUGCAACCCGCCGGCAUCUCUCCGCACUUGUUACAAUGUUUCAAAGUGGCACCCAGACAUUGCAGAUACUGAGCUGCGAUGAAGAAUUGGAGGCAGAAGUCAUGAGUCAAAAUGUGCAGCCCUCUUGAGCACCCAAAUACUCACAGACUCCCACAGUGGGAGAGAGGACAAGGUGAAGGAGGCAGACAAAGAGAGCGGAUUGAGAGGGAGACAGACGAGGAUAGAGGGCAAAUGAAAACAAAGGAGAGUGCAUAAGAGAUUUCAGUGAUACUGUCUUCUAGUAGCCACUGUUCUCUCUUUGCCAUGUCGAACUCAACUGCCCCGGAUGCAUGCAAUGUUGACUCUGGCCUGGAUGGAGUGCUUCCCCCCUCGCUCUACACUCUGGUCUUUGUGGUGGGUCUCCCCGCUAACCUCCUGGCCCUGUGGGCAGCCUGGCUUCAAGUUAGAAGAGGUAGAGAACUUGGAGUCUACCUUCUGAACCUCUCACUCUCUGACCUACUACUCAUUUGUGCGCUCCCACCUUGGACGGACUACUACCUAAGGCGUGAUGUGUGGGGUUAUGGCCCUGGUGCUUGCCGUCUCUUUGGGUUUGUUUUCUACACCAACCUCUACGUGGGAGCAGCGUUCCUCUCGUGUGUCUCUGCUGACCGCUAUCUAGCAGUGGCUUACCCCCUGCGGUUCCCGGGUGCUAGGCCCAUCCGUUCCGCUGCCGCCGUUUCGGCAUUGGUAUGGCUCCUCGAGCUGGCGGCUAACGCCCCUCCGCUCCUGGGAGAUGCCAUCCACAGGGACCAAUACAACCACACUUUUUGUUAUGAGAGUUACCCUCUUUCUGGGAGGGGGGAUGCCCUGGCCAAUGUGGCGAGGGUACUGGCAGGGUUCCUGUUGCCCUGGGGAGUUAUGAUGGUGUGUUACGCCGGGCUCCUGAGAGCUCUGCGCGGUAGUGCAUCCUGCGAGCGGAGGGAGCGCAGGAGAGUGCGGCGGUUAGCGCUGGGCCUUCCCUGUGUGGCUCUCAUCUGCUAUGGGCCAUACCAUGCUUUACUUCUCCUCCGCAGCUUGGUGUUCCUGACCAGGGGCAGCGCGGUGGAUUCGGGUGGAGGCUGUGCCCUGGAGGAGAGGCUUUUUCCGGCCUACCAUGCAUCGCUAGCCUUGGCCACAUUGAACUGUCUGGCAGACCCUGCACUCUACUGCUUGGCAUGUCCUGGAGCAAGGGGGGAGGUGGCGAAGGCAAUGGGGGGUGUAGUGGCAUGGGCAAUGGGCAAAGACCGUGUGGGGUGGGGAGAGAGGGCUGUUGAAGGAAGAGGGGGUUAUGGUGGAGAAGAUGUGGGGAUGGUGGAACUUGGAAGAGGACAGGGAGCGCAUGUGGUGUGAAUAAUGUACAAAGGACACAACCAAUGUUAAAUAAUAUAAUAAAUUAAAGUGAAAAUGUCCAACAUAAA
Molecule: messenger RNA, 1562 nt
Organism: Spea bombifrons (plains spadefoot toad)
Lineage: Eukaryota; Metazoa; Chordata; Amphibia; Anura; Pelobatidae
Gene: GPR4
Product: G protein-coupled receptor 4
Exons: 2
Coding region: 430-1494 (354 amino acids)
Biological process (GO): G protein-coupled receptor signaling pathway
Cellular component (GO): membrane
Molecular function (GO): G protein-coupled receptor activity
Source: RefSeq, a predicted model, not a curated record